AUGGUCUGCUGCUGGCUGACCGGGCCCCUGCUGCUGCUGCUGCUGCUGCAGCAAGCAGCAGCAGUGCCCUCGGCGGGCCCAGUGCCCGUGGCGCGGGUGGACAGCCUGCAGCAGCAGCAGCUGCAGCAGCUGCAGCAGCUGCAGCAGCAGCAGCGGCGGGGGACCUUCCCCGCUGCAGCUCAGGCUGCGGGCCGGCGGCGGGGGCCCCCCGGGUCCCCGCGGGGGGCCCCCUUCAAGGGGGGCCCCCCCUUCAAGGGGGGCCCCCCACCCCGCGGGGGGGGCCCCCGGGGGCCCCCCCCAGCAGAACUCGAGGGCCCCGGACCCGAGGGCCUCGUGGCCCGCAUUAUGGCCCAAGUGCCGCUGCUGUGGGCCUCGCAGUGGAGGCCUUUGCUGCUGGCAGCAGCAGAGCAGCCGCGAGCAGCAAGAGCAGCAGCACACCGCGACGUUGCUGCUGCAGUUGAAAGCUACUGCAGGCAGCAGCUCGAAGCAGCAGGACUUGCCGAGCAUGCAGCAGCAGAAGAGGCCCUUGCUUCUGCUGCCAAGGUACUCAGCGACGGGGCCCUCAUCAUGCUCUCCCUGGGGGGCCCCCUCAGCAGCAGCAGCAGCAGCAGCAGCGGGGACUUGCUGCAGAAGGAGGCGCCCGCGCCGCAGCCCACGAUGUACGACGACCCCGUGGGGCCCGCUGCUGCUGCAGCAGAAGACAGAGAGAAGCAGCAGCGGCAGCGCAUGCAGCAGCUGCUGCUGCCGCCGCUGGGCCUCUGGGGAGCAGCAGAUGCUUCCCGGUGGCGCCAAGACAUUGCCCUGAGGCAGAUGCUACAGCAGCAGCAGCAGCAGCAGCAGCUGGGGUGGGCGAACUCCCCGUAG
Messenger RNA from Eimeria tenella, 864 nucleotides. RefSeq lists its product as uncharacterized. The record is from RefSeq and is a predicted model, not a curated record. The transcript has a single exon. Bases 1 to 864 code for a protein of 287 amino acids. NCBI's taxonomy places the organism in Eukaryota, Apicomplexa, Conoidasida, Eucoccidiorida, Eimeriidae.